Molecule: messenger RNA, 1623 nt
Organism: Tinamus guttatus (white-throated tinamou)
Lineage: Eukaryota; Metazoa; Chordata; Aves; Tinamiformes; Tinamidae
Source: RefSeq, a predicted model, not a curated record
CCCCUCUCUUGCAGAUCCAGAAUGACCGUCAAAGCGGUGAAGAUGUCGUGCGCCGCUCCAAAUGUCUAUACUAAAGUGCCUGACGGAGGAUGGGGCUGGACGGUGGCAUUCGCUUUCUUCUUUGUGGAAGCUCUCACGUACGGCAUCAUCAAGUCGUUUGGAGUCUUCUUCAAUGACUUGAUGGAAAGCUUUGAUGAAACCAACAGCAGAAUAUCCUGGAUCAUCUCCAUAUGUGUGUUCGUGCAGACUUUCACAGCUCCUCUCUCGACCGUGCUCAGCAACCGCUUUGGCCACCGCUUGGUGGUGAUGGCCGGCGGGGCACUCAUCAGCAGCGGCAUGGUGGCCGCCUCCUUUGCCCGCACCGUGGUGGACAUGUACGUCGCCAUCGGGGUCAUUUCUGGCCUCGGAUACUGCCUUUCUUUCCUCCCGACUGUCACCAUUUUAUCACAGUAUUUUGACAAAAGACGUUCGCUGGUCACAGCAGUGGCAUCUACAGGAGAAUGUUUUGCUGUCUUCUCUUUCGCGCCAGCCAUCACGGCUCUGAAGGAGCAGAUCGGCUGGCGCUACAGCCUCCUCGCCGUGGGGGUGCUGCAGCUGAGCAUCGUCGUCUGCGGCUCGCUGCUGCGACCCAUCCUCAUCGUCAAGGAGCAGGAAGAAGUGAAAGUCCAGCCCGUGGAGGAGCCCGCAGAGACCAAGUACAUGCUUGAAAACGAGCAAACGCGCACCUCAAUCGAGUCCAUCGACUCAGGAGUAGAAAUAACUACCUCACCCAGCAAUGUGCCUGGAAAAACCAAAGUAGAGCCGAAAAGUGAAGAACCAAAGGAAAACGUACAGGUCCUUGUUGACAAUAACAGCACCCCUACAGAACCAAAAACCCAACUACUGGACUUCUCUGUGAUGAAAGACUAUAGCUUUAUCUGUUAUGCGUUCUUUGGUCUGUUUGCCACCUUGGGAUUCUUUGCUCCCUCGCUGUACAUCAUUCCCCUGAGCCUCAGCCUUGGCAUCGGCAAGGACCACUCCGCAUACAUCCUGUCCGCGAUGGCAAUCGCGGAGGUCUUUGGAAGAAUUUCAGCUGGCUGGGUCCUCAACAAAAAGCCCAUCCGCAAGAUCUACAUUGAACUCAUCUGUGUUAUUCUGCUGUCUGUAGCACUGUUUGCCUUCCCUUUUGCCUCUGAAUUUUGGGGGUUGAUGACAUGUAGCAUAUUCUUUGGGUUCAUGCUUGGGACGGUGGCGGGCACACACAUCCCACUGCUGGCAGAAGAUGAUGUGGUCGGCAUCGACAAGAUGUCCUCUGCAGCUGGAGUCUACGUCUUCAUUCAAAGCUUAGCUGGGUUGGCUGGACCACCCCUUGCAGGUGUCUUAGUGGAUACAACACAGAACUACAGCUCGGCCUUCUACUCCUGUGCUGCUGGCAUGGUCCUGGGCGCCGUGUUCCUGUCCCUCGUGCGGCCGUGCAAGGUCGGGCUGUGUCGCAGGCGGGAGCAGUGCGUUGAGGAGGCCGCGGCAGAGCCCCCGCAGGACCCACCCGAGGACUUUAUUGAAAUGGAUAUUGGAAAAGCAGAUAGUUCAGGAAAAGGCGCUGACAGCUCCGCAUAAAAAAAGACUGUUCCUUCUCCAUCUAGU